Molecule: messenger RNA, 2467 nt
Organism: Gymnodraco acuticeps
Lineage: Eukaryota; Metazoa; Chordata; Actinopteri; Perciformes; Bathydraconidae
Gene: fam76b
Product: family with sequence similarity 76 member B
Exons: 10
Coding region: 420-1421 (333 amino acids)
Source: RefSeq, a predicted model, not a curated record
UUACAUGACGACGACGGCGUUGAUACAAAAAGAGAGAAGGAAAACAGGAAAAUACCUUUCUUGGCGAGAACAGUGGAAACUUAAUACAAAUAGACAGAUAUAUGUUAACGGGUUGCUUAUUCCGCGACUUUAGCAACGACUCGUCUGAAGUUAGUCGGGUUGGAUAACGUGAUAAAGAUAACAAAUAUUUGGAUUUUAUUGUUCUUCGCCUGCUCCCUCCAGCUAAGCUAUUUCUGUGUUGCCCAGCGCUACUUAGCCGAGCUAGCUAACGUUAGCUAACAGUGGAUGCCAGCGCUGUUUGAGUGUUCUCAGUCCUGAAUUAGCGAAAGGGCUAGAAAGGAAAUAGCGUCGGUAAUCCGGUCAAUUUGCAGCUGGACUCUGCUAACCUAAUCUAGCUCGGUGACAUCAGUUCAGCGAGAAUGGCAACGUCGGCUCUGUACGCCUGUACGAAGUGUAACCAGCGGUACCCCUUCGAGGAGCUGUCGCAGGGCCAGCAGCUGUGCAAGGAAUGUCGCAUUGCACAUCCAAUAGUGAAGUGCACAUUCUGCAGAUCUGAGUUUCAACAGGAAAGUAAAACCAAUACAAUCUGCAAGAAGUGUGCUCAGAACGUCAAACAGUUUGGAACACCCAAACCCUGCCAGUACUGUAACAUCAUUGCAGCUUUUAUCGGGACAAAAUGUCAGCGCUGUACUAACUCAGAGAAGAAAUAUGGACCUCCACAGACCUGUGAGCAGUGCAAACAGCAAUGUGCUUUUGACCGCAAGGAGGAAGGCAGGAGAAAGGUGGACGGGAAAUUGCUCUGCUGGCUCUGUACCUUGUCUUACCGCCGUGUCCUGCAGAAGACCAAGGAGCAGAGGAAGGGCUUCGGCUCCUCCAACUCCUCCUCGCUGAAUGAGAAAGACCACCACUCCAGACCUCACCAUCAUCACCACCACCACAGACACAGCAGCUCUCAUCACAAACUAAGUGGGAGCUUAAGUCCAGAGCAGGAGCAGGGGCUGUGGAAUAAGAGCCAUAAAUCUUCUUCAAUCCAGAAGGAGACUCCAAAGAAGAAACCAAAACUGGAGUUAAAGCCAUCCAACGGGGACAGGUAUUGUAGUUCCAUCACCCAGUCAAUGGACUCUGGAGGAACAGAUAACUUCAUUCUCAUCAGCCAGCUGAAAGAGGAAGUGAUGUCACUGAAGAGAGUUCUGCAGCAGAAGGAUCAAACCAUUCUAGAGAAGGACCGAAAGCUCACGGAGCUCAAAGCAGACUUUCAGUACCAGGAAUCCAACAUGAGAGUCAAGAUGAACCAAAUGGAUAAAUCGCACAAAGAGUCUAUGGAGCACCAGCAGGGCAAGAACAGGGAAUUGCUGAAACAAGUCGCCUCCCUCUCUAAAGGAAAAAAGUUUGACCGAACAGGAAGUUCACUGCUGCCCUAACAAUGGGUUGGCCAACGGGUAACAACACAGAGCGGCUUCAUUGUUGUGACACUGUGAAAGUCUCCCUCUUGUGUAAUCUCAUUGCCAUCAACAUUGAUUACUCCUGAAAUGGUAACGACAGAGACCAUGUUGUACAUGGAACUAAACUGUUGAAUCAAAGAACCCUUUCUCUAAUAUCAGCAUAUUUUAGAUAUUUUAUGGCAACUUUUCCACUGGCUCAUGGGAUGUGUGAUUGAGUGGAGGAUGGAGCCCUCGUUUUAACACUGCCGGGCCAAAACAGAACGCAUGGUGUGCAUACGUGGACAGCAUUCUGUCAACUCGAUGUAUCCACUUGAUUUUUAUGGAUCUCAUGCAAUUUAUUUAUUCAACUGUAUUUCUUAGCUUUUUUAUUUCCUCACAACAUACUAAGAGAAUAUCCAUAUUUUGGGGUUUUCUUCAAUAGCAAUUAGUUAUAUUUUUCUAAAUGUAUGUGAAUGCAAAAGACAAGUUCUCUUCAACAGAGAUACGGCGCAACUUUACAAUGUAUGCAAACGUGGGAAGGGUGACCACAGAGCUGCCUCUCAACAGUUGAGAACCCUCUCAGUAACAAUUCACAAAACUAACAAUGAACACUUUAAAAGGCUGUCUGACAGAGAGACACUUCUUGGCUGCCCUCUUUCUCACUGUGUGACAGCCGUUGUGCUUUGCUGUUUCUCUUUAGUGGAAAAAUUGUAAUACUGCAUGAUUUUACUGCCAGACACCGGUUGGCAUUGUGGUCAGACUUCUUUUCUCCCUCUCCCUUUUUAAUUAGUUUUUUAAGAAUCACUUGUAAAUGUAUUACUGGGGUCAGCCAUUGUAUUUAAACUAUUGCUUGUAUCUGUUUUAGUGAGUACAGUAUGUGUACGGUAAGGCCAGUUGAAAUUAACAUGUCUGUAGAAGAUGCUUUUUAAGGAACACAUCUAUUAUAAUGCAUUAUUGGGCUGGUUUCAUACCGUGGCGUCCAGGAUCACUUUUGUACUUUUUUCCAAACCAACUGUUUUAAAACUAUUAAAACUGGCUAAACUGUA